This is a messenger RNA of Conger conger (European conger), 1992 nucleotides long. RefSeq lists its product as uncharacterized. The transcript is spliced from 13 exons. The record is from RefSeq and is a predicted model, not a curated record. Gene Ontology annotation, cellular component: precatalytic spliceosome. Gene Ontology annotation, molecular function: single-stranded RNA binding; double-stranded RNA binding. The coding region runs from base 229 to 1461 and encodes 410 amino acids. NCBI's taxonomy places the organism in Eukaryota, Metazoa, Chordata, Actinopteri, Anguilliformes, Congridae.
GAAGAAGUUGGCAUUGUUGCCUUAGAAGACGAGAGAGACGAGUGUGUCUGUAUACUACCGCAGUUAAUUUAAAGAAAAUUACACCAGGACGGUGUACAUUUCAGUCCAAACAACAAGGCCAACAACAAGGCCAAAAACAAGGCUUUGUUUUGGCAAGCUACCGUCGGGCUAUCGUAAACUAGCGUAGCCGUUAGCUGAAGUCAUUUCAUAAAGAAUAUACCUACUAGAAUGGAGCCUAACGUUACCGGUGCCCCGCCAGCGAAGAAAUUUAAGAACGGUGUGAUGAAGCCGAAAAGGCAUCAGCCCACUGACAUAGUCUUUACAACUAAAACCGGUGCCAUCCAGACGGUCCCGUCCCUGGAGAAGAGGCUGACCACAGUCACUGAGCCUGUGAUUGGUCUCCAGUUUGUGUGGGAAUAUCGAAGCCCAAGCAAGUCUGUUGCCCCGCACUACCAGUGCAGGUUGUGCAAGGUUCAACGGCUGCAGAAUGAAAUGCUGGCUCAUGUCAAGGGCUGGAAGCACAGCUUCAGAUACAUGAAAAAGCAUCACUCUUCCAAGGUUCCUAGUGAGGAGGAGGAAGCCGUCAAGGACCCUGCGAUUCGUAGAGCGGCCAAGGAGACCGCUGCAGAGGUGGAGAAGGCAGAAGGAAGAGGGAAAAUUCGGGUUUUGCUGAAGGAGCCCUUUGAAAUCGCAGCAUUCCAAGGAAUGCGGUCUGCGAUGUUUAAGCCAAAGAUGGUGGGACCAGGUGGCCCUGGAGGUCCAGGUGGCCGGUUUCUGGGGGGGUACCCUGACCCCAUGUUCUCUGGAGAGUUCCCUCCCCGGGGUAUGCACCCAGACUUCCCCAUGGGCAUGCCGAUGCGCCGUCUCCCUGGGGACAUGCCCAUGAGUGGCUUCCCCGACAGCAUGCCCAUGCAGCGUCAUGGUGCCAGCCCCGGGCGCUCCUUCCAGGGCAACAUGCCCAUGCGCAUGCCCGGGGAGGAGAUGGGCAUGAAGAUGCGUGGCGAGGGAGACAUGGGCAUGCGGAGGUAUCCGGAUGAGAUGCCCAUGAGGAUGAACAGCGACGGCUUCGGCAUGGGCCAGCGCAACCUCAGCCCUGGCCGGCCCUACCCAGACGAGUUCCCCAGCAGCCAGCAUGGCGGCGCUGCAGACAGGAUCAUGUCCAGUAUGCCCAAGGGCCCUGAGAGCAACAGCCUUCCCACCACCUUGCUCAAGUACCUGGAUACAUUUCGUAUUGAGAAUGAAAAUGAUGCCCAGAUUGUACUGAAGGUGACUCAGAAGCUGACUGAUGUGCUGAUGGAGUACCGGCUCAGGAGCGUGUCAACGGGGUCCACUUUGAAGAGCACUUCCUCCAGCUCCAUGAACUUCUCCGCCCCCAGGUUACCUACUGGAGGGGACAGGUACUCUGGGAAUAGCCUGUCUGGGUUGCCCAGUCUGUCAGGGCCCUCCAGAUACUACAACUGACCGCCCACCCAUUCAUCAGAGGAUUUCCCCUAUAGGAUCUGCAGAAGCUCUGCAUGCUUCAGUUUGGAGAUUUCAUUCACUGAAAUAUCCUCCACUGAAACAAUCUUCCAUGUUAAUAGUAUUGACUCUUUCCUUUUUCUUUUCUUUUUUUUUAUUUUUAUUUUAUUUUUUUAACCGAUCUCAUGUUGUGUACUUGUUUUUUUAAGUUGGACUUUAUUUUGCUUUAAACCAACCAAACCCUUUGACAAUAUUACUCUAGCAGGGUAUAACUCAUAAAUGGCUAAACUCAAUUCAUUAAUGUGCUUGUCAACUGAAUGACUCAAACUUCUUUUCAAAGAUUUCUAGAAUAUAAUAUUCACAGAUUUGCAAAAGCAAAUGCACAUUUUCAAACUUGGUAGAUUGGUAGCUAUGCUUGUUUUGUAGUUGAAGUAAUUUAUGGGGAUACAGAUGUUGCAGUGCUGUAUUUUUACUUUAAAUGAUAUGCCAUCAUCCCUGUUUUCUACUUCACUUUCAAUAAAAGGCUCAAUCUUA